Messenger RNA from Triplophysa dalaica, 5527 nucleotides. It is a transcript of the gene clec16a, whose product is annotated as C-type lectin domain containing 16A. Lineage: Eukaryota; Metazoa; Chordata; Actinopteri; Cypriniformes; Nemacheilidae. The transcript is spliced from 24 exons. Gene Ontology annotation, cellular component: late endosome; endolysosome membrane. Bases 903 to 4049 code for a protein of 1048 amino acids. The record is from RefSeq and is a predicted model, not a curated record. Gene Ontology annotation, biological process: regulation of autophagosome maturation; endosome to lysosome transport; endosomal transport.
AAAUAUAGGAUGCUGACGGACAGUGAAUAUAUUAAAGGCAUUAAGCACGGUGUAUAUAAAACAGAUCCGCAAGCAUUCGUUUCAUAUUUAACUGUGAUGCAGGUUUGUAACUCUCUUCUUCAGUUAAAUAUCACGUGCAACGUAUGUUUUACUCUAAACGCUAGUAUUUUAAGUCAUGCUUUAAUGUCAUUUACAAGUUCGUAUAAAAAAAGUCUCAGACAUCCGUCACUGUAUCUUCUGUAACGGAAGUAUGUUCAAGUCAAGCUGACGAUGCAGUCUGCAGGGCGUUCCUUUGAUGCUCCUGAAGGAAAAAGAUCAGUUUUAAAACAUAAAGUAACGGAUGAAUGUCCAUUAAGAGCUCAGUGUUCUGUCCAAAACGGCCUGUGCUGUUGAACACCAAACACAAAACACACUCUUUCCGAUUCGGUGUGUUGCUCGAACAUCAGCAGGCUGGUUGGCUAAAACAUCCAUCCUCUAAAAUCCGCCCGUUGUAUGAAACACUCGAUGUAUGUGCGACUGUUUGGCAUCAGGACACAAACAUAUAGGACCCUGAUGGUAUAUGCAGAAGUCUAGCAAGUCAUCUCCGAAGAAAAAUAACGCGUGAAAAACAAAAACAAACGUCGCUUUCUGAUGACGCCCCCAAACGUUGCACGCACGCUGAGUUUGGGAAAUUGAGUUCAUCGAAGUGACGAUGUAGUUUAGACUGACUCUACGACUUCCUUCUUCGAACUACAAAUCCCAUUUUGUUACGCAGCUGCCGGAAGUUGGCUGUCAUGAACGCUAGGUCGACAGGUAUGUUUUCAUGUGAGGUUUCUGGGCCUUCACUGCGGCGGAUAUGGAUCCCUUCGCCUAGCCGUUUUUGUUGAAAACAUAGAUAUUGCGAUAUACACGCAGCUGAAAACAUGUUCGGCCGUUCGAGGAGCUGGGUCGGAGGACAGGGGAAGUCCAAAAACAUUCACUCUUUGGACCAUUUAAAGUAUAUGUACCAUGUUCUUACGAAGAACACAACAGUGACUGAUCACAACAGAAACCUACUGGUGGAAACCAUCCGCUCCAUUACUGAGAUUCUUAUCUGGGGAGAUCAGAAUGACAGCUCUGUGUUUGACUUCUUUUUGGAGAAGAACAUGUUUGCAUUUUUUCUCAACAUACUCCGGCAGAAAUCCGGACGCUAUGUGUGUGUCCAGCUUCUACAAACGCUUAACAUUCUUUUUGAGAACAUAAGUCAUGAGACCUCUCUCUAUUACUUGCUCUCCAAUAAUCAUGUCAAUUCCAUCAUUGUGCAUAAAUUCGACUUCUCUGAUGAGGAAAUCAUGGCCUACUAUAUCUCCUUUUUGAAGACUUUGUCUUUGAAGCUCAACAACCACACGGUGCACUUCUUCUACAAUGAGCACACUAAUGAUUUUGCCCUGUACACGGAGGCCAUUAAGUUUUUCAACCACCCAGAGAGCAUGGUCAGGAUCGCAGUCAGGACCAUCACGCUCAAUGUGUAUAAAGUGUCAUUGGACAACCAGCACAUGCUGCAUUACAUCCGGGACAAAACAGCUGUGCCCUAUUUCUCCAACUUGGUCUGGUUUAUAGGCAGUCAUGUCAUAGAACUGGACAAGUGUGUGCAGACAGAUGAAGAGCAUAAGAACAGAGGAAAACUGAGUGACCUGGUAGCUGAGCAUCUGGACCACCUUCACUAUCUGAAUGACAUCCUUAUCAUCAACUGUGAGUUUCUUAAUGAUGUGCUGACCGACCACCUGCUCAACCGGCUCUUCCUGCCCCUCUAUGCGUACUCUCUGGUCACCGAAGAGCAGUCAGAAGAGCGCAAGAUCAACCCUCAGGUGUCACUCUACCUGCUGUCACAGGUGUUCCUGAUCAUCCAUUACCGGCCGCUGGUCAAUGCCCUGGCCGAUGUUAUACUGAAUGGAGAUCUGUCCAUGUUCUCCGUGCAAACGGAGCAAAGUGCUCACAAAAGUUCGAGCAAUGCUGGUGUGCGUCGCUUUACCAAGCCGGCAGAAAGUCUGGAGCGUUCUUUAGAGAUGAGCCGUCACAGGGGCAGGAAGAAGACUCAGAAAAGACCUAACUACAAGAACGUGGGUGAAGAAGAGGAGGAGGAGAGGGGAACGGAGGAAGGUCAGGAUGAAGAGAAGGAAAAGGCUAAAGGUACAGAAGGUAGCUCAAAGGCCAGCAGGACAAGUGGGGUUAAGGAAGAGAUUGAGAUGGUGGUGAUGGAGAAGUGCAGGAUCUCUGAUGUGUCCACGUUAACGGAACAAAACAUUACAGAUGAGGAGAAGAGCGCUGCGGCUGCUAGAUCUGAAGUCCAGAAGAACAGGCCCUUCCUGGACAUGUUGUAUAAUUCACUGGAUUGCGACACUGAUGAUUACCAGGCUCUGUUUGUGCUUUGUCUUCUUUAUGCCGUAUCUCACAGUAAAGGUAUAAACCUGGAGCUCCUAGAGAAGAUCCAGCUGCCCGUGCCAAAUGAGGAGAGGAACUUUUACAGCCAGGUGUUAGUGGAGAGAGUGAUUCGUAUCAUGAGCCAGGCCGCUCAGCCAGAUGGGAAGGUGCGUCUUGCCACCCUGGAGUUGAGCUGUCUCCUCCUGAAACAGUCGGUCCUGUGUAGCUCUCAGUGCAUUAUAAAGGACGUCCAUUUGGCCUGUUUGGAGGGUGCUCGAGAAGAAAGUCUUCACCUAUUGAGGAGAUUUUAUAAGGGGGAGGAGAUUUUCCUGGACAUGUUUGAGGAUGAAUACAGGAGCAUGAUGAGUAAACCCCUGAACGUGGAGUAUCUUAUGAUGGAUGCGUCCAUUUUACUGCCUCCCACCGGCACCCCCCUUACUGGCAUUGACUUUGUGAAGAGACUGCCGUGUGGAGAUGUGGAGAGGACACGCAGGGCUAUUCGUGUGUUCUUCAUGCUGCGCGCGCUAUCCAUGCAGCUACAGGUUGAACCAGAGACUCAGCUUCCUCUCACUCGACCGGAGGAUCUCAUCAAGACGGACGAUGUGCUUGACCUCAAUAACAGUGAUCUUAUCGCUUGUAUGGUGGUGAGCAAAGAUGGGGUUCAAGCUCAGCGCUUUCUGUCUGUGGACGUGUACCAGAUGAGUCUUGUUGAACCAGAUUCCAAGCGUCUGGGCUGGGGUGUUGUCAAGUUUGCCGGCCUCCUACAGGACAUGCAGGUUUCCGGGGUGGAAGAUGACAGCAGGGCUUUGAACAUUAUCAUUCACAAGCCCACAUCUAACCCUCACGCCAAGCCUGUCCCCAUCCUGCAGGCCAACUUCAUCUUCGCAGAUCAUAUUCGCUGCAUCAUCGCCAAACAGCGGCUCGCCAAGGGGCGCAUCCAGGCCAGGCGCAUGAAAAUGCAGCGGAUAGCAGCUCUACUGGACCUCCCAGUUCAGCCUUCUACUGAGGUGUUGGGCUUCAGCCAGCCACCCGUUGCAUCAUCACUGCUGCCUUUUCGUUUCUAUGACCAGUCCAGACGAGGCUCAGCCUUCGCCUCUGUAGAUAAAGUUCCAGGUUUUGCAGUUGCUCAAGUUGCCCAGCAUAGCGCCACAUCAACCUCUUCUCCCUCGCCACCUUCUACCGAAAACACUGGACCCUACGACUCGACCGCAAGCAGCGGUGCAUCCACACACACUGUCACACAGAGUCAAACAGGGUUUGCCCUGGCGCCAAGCCUCACCCCUACGCCGCAGCCCACCAUCUCUCUACUGUCUGACAAUGAUGCCGAAACUCUGAGCGUCGACUCCAUGACCCUACUUCCUCCCACUGACCCACCUCGCCUACGCUCCUUCAGCACCCAAUCAUCCGUCCAGGACGAGCCACCUGCAGACCGUGAUGAGAUGACGACCCUCGGAUGCAUAGAAGACGACGGCGAACGAUCAACAGACAUGCAGGAGGACAAAAAGGACAUUUCGGUUAUAACCGAGGAGGACGAGGUAUCUCCUGAGUCUGGACCAUCAGAAAUGAACUCGCUUGAGGAUACAACGCAAGUCAGGGAAUCUGUGGAGACGGACCCAAUAGGUGACAGAGAGAACAACCCAGAUCUAGAGGAGGAGACUGCGAUUGACUGAUGGAUGUAGUUCAUUACAAUUCUCGGAAAAAGAUUAUCCAGAAAUACUUAAACUCUGAGCCCAAAUGUUUACCGAAGGUCAUUCCAUGCACAUUCAGUGAUCUGCAUUCAUCUUGCACGGUCACCGAUUGUGUCCUAGAAUUGCACAGGCUAGUAAAGCUAGUUUGUACCUGCUUCUGGCAUUAGAGAUUCAGGCGCUCAUUGUUUCAGCUGUGGGUAGACAGUCACUAUAUCAACACUGCGGUUCCAAAUACCUUCCUUUACAUCAAGACUGUAAUGUAUUUCAGCAGAAAACAGCGCUCUUAUUAGAACAAUGAUGUUAUUGAGAGUUUAUGGGAGUCGCUCAAAGCACAGCCGUGUGUGUGCGCGUGCAUGUGUGUUUGUGUGUGUAUUGUUCUUUCGAUGGUGCUAAGAGAGAACCAGCCGCGUGUUUGUGGGAGUUUCUGAUUGUUUGUUUGCGUGUAUGGUUUUAUGAUACUGCGCAGGCAGACAUGAAAGGUUAUCUUUAUAUAAAUAUGUAAAAAAAAUUGGUUGGUUAGCGGGGAAUGCCCACUUUUGCUAGUCUUAACACUGAAGAAUGUACGAAGACCUGUGGGUCGGUUUAGCAGUGCUCUUUUCUGAAGGCAUAUUUUAAUUCGACUGAACGUUUGUUUGCACUUCAGCAGUGGGGUUUUAACAGCUGUUGUUUUGUCUUUAAGAGAUUGUAAAAAAACUCAUAUGAGCUUAAUCAGAUUUGUCUUGUGUUUAUUGGUCAGUUCAUUUAAGAUGUUUAAAGCACCCAUAAACCCAUUGACCCGAAUGACUCAUACGGCAUUGAUUUAAAAUACAGAGUUCUGUUAUUGGGAGUUUCUGUCACUGCCACCUUCACACAUUUGUUUUAUUCAGUAAUCUGCUAACACUUUUCAAACUGAUUUAUGUACUUUGAUGUAAAACGACCUCCAUUUUUAUAAAAUGAGACCACAUUUACUUUUUAUGUGGAUUUGAAUGUUAAUACUUUAACACACUUGAUAUUCCAGGAUUCAUCAAGAUAUUUUGCUGAACAUGCAUAAUUGAAGCUGGCUGUGAUGUAGUUGUGGAUUCUUUUUGGUGUGCAAUAACGGUCAUUUAAGAUGAAUAUAAAGUCAUUUAUUUUACUUACAGAUUCAAGUAGUUUGACUGUUACAACUAAUGGACUGAAAUGUAAAAUAUGAUGGUAGCACAUUGUGAGACACUUAUUCUUUCUGUUCAGCACUGAAACAGGCGGUGUGGUAGCUACACCCAGAUUUAACCUUUAUUGACUGAAUUUCAAAAAUAUUACAGUAAAGCAAUACAGUUAAUUCUGCUUAUUUCAGUAUUUUGAAGUUGUGUUUGUUGAAAAAUAAGGCAUUGGGGCAUAAAACAAGUCUUAGUUUAUGUGUAGUGUAAAAUUUUGUUUUUGGUUUAAUAUUAUAAUUUACCAACUGGAGCUAUCAAGGUCAUGCAAUAAAUUAUUCUGAUGUA